AAAGCAGCAUUUCCUUUGGUGGAUUUUGAUGUUCAACCAGACUCUUGACAGAGCAACGGCUGGUGUACUGAAGAGACACAGUGAAGUUCUGCUGAGGUCUUGCGGGAUACCAUGAGUUCCAGAUCAACUCUCAAUCAUCAAGGUCCUCCAAAACGAUACCGUCUACAUACAGAGAGGAAAAUACUUGAUGAUAAUGGGAAAGUCAGAAUAUGGACUUAUGGUACAAAAGACGCCAGUAAACAAAACAAAAUCCUUCUGCUGGUGGGAGAGACCGGUGCUGGAAAGACGACACUCAUCAACUCUUUAGUGAACUGCAUACUGGGAGUGAAGUUUGAAGAUGAAACAUGGAAUGAAAUCACAGAAGAAGAAGGUGGAGAUCAAACAGAAUCCCAAACCUCUGAAAUCACCAUGUAUGAGGUCUUUCCAGAGGAGAGUGCCAUUUCUCUCACCAUCAUUGAUACUCCAGGUUACGGAGACACUAGAGGACUGGAGAAAGAUCUGGAAGUUGCUGAAAAUUUAGCUUCUUUGUUUCAGAGCAAUGAUGGAGUUCGAGAAGUCGAUGCUGUGUGUUUUGUUAUUAAAGCGUCUAAUAAUCGUCUCUCAGACAGACAACACUACAUUAUCAGCUCAGUUCUGUCUCUGUUUGGGAAAGACAUUGUGAACAACAUUGUGUUUUUAAUCACACACUCUGAUGGUCUUCCUCCUAAAAAUGUCCUCGGUGCCAUAAAUAAAGCUAAAAUCCCCUGCAGACGAGACAGAAGUGGCCAACCUGUUCACUUCAUAUUCAACAAUCGUCAAGCCGAUGUCCGUCACAAUGAGAAACGCUACAUUCGUGCUCAAAGAGACGCCUGGGAAGACUGCAUGGAAGAGACAAAUCAUUUCCUUCAAUCUUUGAAAGAAAAGAACAGAUGUAGUUUAGAGUUGACUUCAGAUGUCUUGAUUCAACGCAUUCAGUUUGAAGCUUCCAUCAGCAACUUACAACUGAGAAUCCAAGAAAAAGAGUCAAAGAAGUCAGAAAAAAUUCAGAUUCAGGAGGCAAUGAGAAAAAACAAGGAUAGGAUUGAAAGAAGCACAAACUUUAGUAUUAGAUACAAAUCGACUGUCAAAAUGAAGGUGCCUAUUGUAAGUACAUCAUGGAAAAACAGAAAGGCAACAACCUGCACCGUCUGUGAGGAAAACUGCCAUGAGUUUGACUGCUGGUGGGUUUCCAGUACCAAAAAUUGUGAAGUCAUGAGAGAUGGCUUCUGCACCGUGUGCACAAGGAAGUGUCACUACAGCAAACACAUCAAAGACAACAAGAAAUAUGUUAUUACCACUUCUGAUGUUGUGACUAAUUAUAACGAAUUAAAAAAAGAUUAUGAAAUCCCUCAGAAUAAGAGGUUUUCAGUUGCAAUGGAUGAUCUUGACAAAGAUCUGAAGGUGAUUGAAGAUCAAAAGUUAAUGAUUGUGUUCAAAGCAUACAAGACCAUCAAACAUCUAUCUCAGGUGGCUUUAAAACCAGACUCUGCCUUCACCCUCCAGCAUCUGGACUUCUUCAUCCCCAGAGUCAGGGAGGCUGGGAAAGCAGAAUGGGCUCAAGAGCUGGAAGAGAUGAGGAGACAAGCAGCAGCCGAAGAAGCUAAUAAAGACACUCUGAGUUACCUGAAAGCUGGACUCAUAAAACUGUUUCUUGGUGACAAAUGAACAAGUGCAGACCAGAUGAGCACUUGAGGAUGAAGAUCCCUGUUUACGAUGAGAUGAAAUGGAGCAGGGGCUGAUUUAUACAAGUCAAAUUAAGAAAAUUAUUUAUCAAGUAGUUUAAGUGUUCAUUUUAAAGGCAAGCCACUCCAGUCUAAUCUAUUAGUUUAUGAACUAUCAUAAACCACUGUCUGUAACACUUUGGGUUAAUGGAUGGUAGUUUAUAACAAAAAAAUAUUGCAUCUGUUGUUUUUCUGGUGUUAAUUCUGGCCGAAACCCCUCCAGUCUUUUCUUUUGAAUCAAUUUCCAUAUACAAUAUUUCCCUCAGAUUAUGUUAAUGUAUUCUCUACAUCAAACUUCUUGUUACAUAUGGUAUAUAUACAUAUAAUCCCAUCAAACCAUCUACAUCAAAUGUAUCCAAUUCUAUGAGUUCUAGUUUAAAUAUGUAAAAACAUAUAUAUAUAAUAAUAAAUGAAUUAUAAAUGUCAACAUUAAAACCAGAAUAUUCUCAUUCCUCAACUUUUGCACCCUACUAUACAUAUAUAACCUAACAAAUGAGCAUUCCAAGAGAGUUCGCAUGGUGAAAUACAUUACCUUUCCUUAGUACCAGUUGAGACCUGUGAAGGAAUAUUUACUAUAUGUGAGUUUAGCAUUAAUAAACUACAUUAUUUGUCAUCGGUAUUAGAUGUAUAA
Messenger RNA from Danio aesculapii, 2370 nucleotides. RefSeq lists its product as uncharacterized. The transcript is spliced from 3 exons. The coding region runs from base 112 to 1683 and encodes 523 amino acids. Gene Ontology annotation, molecular function: GTP binding. Lineage: Eukaryota; Metazoa; Chordata; Actinopteri; Cypriniformes; Danionidae. The record is from RefSeq and is a predicted model, not a curated record.